AUGGCUUCGUUUCCCGAGUCUGACUUCCAGAUCUGCCCGCUGUGCAAGGAGAUGUGCGGGUCGCCGGCUCCCCUCUCCUCCAACUCCUCCACCUCCUCGUCUUCCUCGCAGACCUCCAGCUCCUCCGGGGGCGGCGGCGGCUCCUCCUGCGGAGGCCCGCCGCGGCGGCUCCACGUCCUGCCCUGCCUGCACGCCUUCUGCCGCCAGUGCCUGGAGGCGCAGCGGCACCCCGGCGCGGGGGACGCGCUCAAGCUGCGCUGCCCCAUUUGCGACCAGAAGGUGGUGAUCUCGGAGCCCUCGGGCAUGGACGCGCUGCCCUCCUCCAACUUCCUUCUCAGCAACCUGCUGGACGUCGUCGUGGUGGCCGCGGCCGCCGACGAGCAGAAGAACGGCCGCGCCGCCGGGGCCGGCCCGGCCGGGAGCUCUGGCGCAGGGGGCGGCGGUGGCGGCGGCGGCAACAACCGGCACCACGGCCGCCCGCCGCCGGGGCCACCCCGCGCCGCCGGCUCCUCGCCCGCCGCCGCCGCCGCCUCGGCCGCGCCCUCCUCGACGUCUUCGUCCUCCUCCUCCUCGGGCGGCGGCUCGGCGGCGCUCCUGCUGCGGCGGCCCCACAGCCGGCAGGGCGAGCCCCGCUGCAGCUCCUGCGAUGAGGGCAACGCCGCCAGCUCCCGCUGCCUCGACUGCCAGGAGCACCUGUGCGACAACUGCGUGCGGGCGCACCAGCGCGUCCGCCUCACCAAGGACCACUUCAUCGAGCGCUUCGCCGCCGGCCCCGCAGCCGCCGGCCCCGCCGCGCCACUCGCCCUCAGCCCGCCCUACCCUGCCUCGCCAUACAACAUCCUCUCCGUCUUCCCCGACCGGGCUAGCUACUGCCAGCACCACGACGACGAGGUACUGCAUUUCUACUGUGAUACCUGUUCUGUCCCCAUAUGUCGUGAAUGUACCAUGGGACGACAUGUGGGUCACAGCUUUAUCUACCUCCAAGAUGCCCUACAGGAUUCCAGGACUCUCACUAUUCAGCUCCUGGCAGAUGCUCAGCAAGGACGACAAGCUAUUCAACUGAGUAUUGAACAGGCCCAGGCUGUGGCGGAGCAGGUUGAGAUGAAAGCGAAGGUGGUACAGUCUGAAGUCAAAGUCGUGACUACUAGACAUAAGAAGGCCUUGGAAGAGCGGGAGUGUGAGCUGCUCUGGAAGGUGGAAAAGAUUCGUCAAGUCAAGGCUAAGUCACUCUACUUGCAAGUUGAAAAGUUACGUCAGAACCUAAACAAGCUGGAUAACACCAUUAGUGCUGUUCAGCAGGUCCUGGAGGAGGGUCGUACCAUGGAUAUUCUUCUGGCUCGGGACCGCAUGCUGGCUCAGGUGCAGGAGCUGAAGAAUGUGAGAGGCCUUCUCCAGCCACAGGAAGACGACAGGAUCAUGUUCACUCCCCCUGACCAGGCAUUGUAUAUGGCCAUUAAAUCAAUGGGCUUUGUCAGCAGUGGGGCUUUUGCUCCUCUGACCAAAGCCACUGGGGAAGGUCUCAAGCGUGCGCUGCAGGGCAAAGUGGCCUCUUUCACCGUGAUCGGCUACGACCACGAUGGUGAACCUCGCCUUUCAGGAGGCGACAUGAUCUCUGCAGUGGUGAUGGGCCCAGAUGGAAACCUUUUCGGGGCAGAUGUCAGCGAUCAGCAAAAUGGGACCUACCUGGUCAGCUACCGUCCACAGCUCGAGGGAGAGCACCUGGUGUCCGUGAUGAUGUGCAACCAACACAUUGAGAACAGCCCCUUCAAAGUGGUGGUGAAGUCUGGGCGCAGCUACAUAGGCAUUGGGCUGCCGGGGCUCUCCUUUGGCAGCGAGGGAGACAGCGACGGCAAGCUUUGCCGCCCCUGGGGGGUUAGCGUCGACAAAGAAGGCUACAUCAUUGUUGCCGACCGCAGUAAUAACCGCAUCCAGGUGUUCAAGCCAUGUGGGACCUUCCAUCACAAGUUUGGCACGCUGGGCUGCCGGCCAGGACAGUUCGAUCGCCCUGCCGGCGUGGCCUGUGACAUUUCGCGUAGGAUCGUUGUGGCUGACAAGGACAAUCAUCGCAUCCAGAUCUUCACAUUUGAGGGGCAGUUCAUUCUGAAGUUUGGGGAGAAAGGAACGAAGAACGGGCAAUUCAAUUACCCAUGGGAUGUGGCCGUCAACGCAGAGGGCAAGAUUCUGGUCUCUGACACGAGGAACCAUCGCGUUCAACUGUUUGGGCCCGACGGCGUGUUCCUUAACAAGUAUGGCUUCGAAGGGGCACUCUGGAAGCACUUUGAUUCCCCCAGAGGUGUGACUUUCAAUCACGAGGGCCACUUGGUAGUGACAGACUUCAACAACCAUCGCCUUCUGGUCAUCCAUCCAGAUUGCCAGUCAGCACGCUUUCUGGGCUCGGAGGGCACUGGGAAUGGCCAGUUCCUGCGCCCGCAGGGAGUGGCGGUGGAUCAAGAAGGGCGCAUCAUCGUGGCCGACUCCAGAAACCACCGGGUGCAGAUAUUUGAGUCAAAUGGUAGCUUUUUAUGCAAGUUUGGCACUCAGGGAAGCGGCUUUGGUCAGAUGGACCGUCCUUCAGGUAUAGCUGUCACCCCUGAUGGCAUGAUUGUUGUGGUCGACUUUGGAAACAAUCGAAUUCUCGUCUUCUAAUCUGUGUUUGAAUUAGGAAGAAACUGUCUCAGGGAAAUUCUUCUAAGAGAAAAUGAAAAAAUACAACGUUAAUUCAAACCUACCUCAUCUUUAAUUUUUUUACAGAUGAAUGUACUUAUCUUUUCUGCAGGGAGUGAGCCUGUAAAAAUGAAUUCUAUCUACCUCA
Lepidothrix coronata (blue-crowned manakin) is the source of this 2812-nucleotide messenger RNA. RefSeq names its product tripartite motif containing 71 (gene TRIM71). Gene Ontology annotation, biological process: protein polyubiquitination; proteasome-mediated ubiquitin-dependent protein catabolic process. Gene Ontology annotation, molecular function: ubiquitin protein ligase activity; protein binding; zinc ion binding. The coding region runs from base 1 to 2646 and encodes 881 amino acids. NCBI's taxonomy places the organism in Eukaryota, Metazoa, Chordata, Aves, Passeriformes, Pipridae. The record is from RefSeq and is a predicted model, not a curated record. The transcript has 4 exons.